UUUCCUUAAAUGUAACUACAAUCACGUGACCUAUGCGAUUUCUUAUUACUUGCGUUAAAGUAAACGCUCUGGAGGUACUAAAAGUGGUCAAUUUUGCCCUCCAGGUGGCGCAGUCACAAAAGGUAUAAUCACAAACCUAUGUAAAAGACAACAAAAGAUGAAAUGUUAAUUUUCAGUACACUUAGAAGUUGUCAAUGAUGGUAUACAAAUGUUUCACUUUCUGAGGAUUUUGUUUGAGAUUUUUAAGUUGUCCCUUUCUGGCUUAUCUUCAUACCAGAGAUUAAAAUCUUCAACUUUAUAACUGUAUAAUAUGCAGUAACGUUUAUAAAUGGAGACAUUUUAUAGUGAUACAAAACUGCCGAAAAGAUGUUGAUGUUUUGUGAUUAUAGACAUAUAGAACUACACUUUUGUAUAAAUGUCCAGAAGCUAAUUUGAGAGUUCAUGGGUCGAUUAAGUUGCCUGUGGGCCACUUGUCACUGUUAUCGGACCAUGGGAGUUACUGCUAAUAGAAUUAUCAGUAUCACAACAUUGCAAUCUCGCCUCAUAAAUCAAGUGCGCAGAAAAAGCUAAAAUAGUAUUAAAAGUCACCCAAGUGACCUCUUGGAAGAAGGGUGGAGCGUCUGAGAACUGGAAAAUAGAUAAAAUUAUUCUCUAAAGGAAAGAGUGUCGCAUCCAUAGAAUGCAAUCUUAUUUAAGGAGGAGUGUUUCCUUUCCGUAAGCUUUUCCCUCCCUUUCAUUCGAUCAUCAGACUUAAAUAUAAUGCUACAGAGAUAAGCAAAGGAAAAAGGUCCGUGUGCUGCCUCCGCGUCCCGUAUCAGCAGAGAUCCCAAUGCCCGAAGGGCCCUUUUGAUUUUGAUUUUUGAUUCUUUCAUUUUAAGACGACUGCUUUCAUCACAUAUUUAAUGCGACUAAUUUCCCGAUUUCCAUCGAAAUCUCCGCGAUGCUGGUCGGGUCGCUGGGUUUGUUCUCAGUACAAUGGUAAACGUCCUCACCAGUAUUAUUCAUGAGACUCAAGAGAUGGGCUCUGUUUCUUCCCAGAACACGCCCUGGCAGAUGAAGUAGAUAUAGAACCUGUGGGAAGUGCAGAAACUGUAAGCUUGCUGCGCAGGUCGCGCAACUGUCUGUUAGAGUUACCUGCGACAUGCCGUCGAGUGUCACAUAAAGCCCACAAAACAGCCAUCCCAGGAUAUAAACACUGCUUUUCGAGAGAGGGAUCUUCACCAUGCGCCGCUGAUCUUUAUUCUGUCUGUACCAUAACAUCGGAGUUCACUUUUUUGCAUUUGUGUCAGGCUGUCGAACCAAGAACAUUUACGUGCAAAUAAUUUCUUCUCCAGUCAUUCAUAAAAAGGGGGGAAAGUGUAAACAUCAUGAGCAGGAAAACGCGACGUUGGAUUUUCCAUAUUUUCCUUUGCCUGGGAAUUGUGUAUAUGAAAAUUGGGGGCUUUUCGUCGGUGGUUGCGCUGGGAGCCAGUAUAAUCUGUAACAAAAUUCCCGGGUUGGCUCCUCGUCAACGGACUAUCUGUCAAAGCCGACCAGAUGCUAUCAUAGUGAUCGGAGAGGGAGCCCAAAUGGGGAUCAACGAGUGCCAGUUCCAGUUCAAGAACGGACGCUGGAACUGCUCUGCGCUCGGGGAGAGGACCGUCUUUGGAAAAGAGCUGAAAGUGGGCAGCAAGGAGGCCGCCUUCACCUAUGCCAUCAUCGCCGCCGGCGUGGCGCACGCCAUCACCGCAGCCUGCACGCAGGGGAACCUGAGCGACUGCAGCUGCGACAAGGAGAAGCAGGGCUUCUACAACCAGGAGGAAGGCUGGAAGUGGGGGGGCUGCUCUGCGGACAUCCGCUACGGCCUCAACUUCUCCAAGGUGUUCGUGGACGCGCGGGAGAUCAAGCAGAACGCCAGGACUCUGAUGAACCUGCAUAACAACAGGGCUGGACGGAAGAUCCUGGAGAAAAACAUGCGACUGGAGUGUAAGUGCCAUGGGGUGUCGGGCUCCUGCACCACCAAGACGUGCUGGACCACGCUGCCCAAGUUCCGGCAGCUGGGCUACAUCCUGAAGGACAAGUACCACCAGGCGGUGCACGUGGAGCCGGUGCGGGCCAGCCGCAACAAGCGACCCACCUUCCUCAAAGUCAAGAAGCCCUACUCCUACCGCAAGCCCAUGGACACAGACCUGGUCUACAUCGACAAGUCACCCAACUACUGCGAGGAGGACCCGGUGACAGGCAGCGUGGGGACGCAGGGGCGCAUCUGCAACAAGACGGCGCCGCAGACCAACGGCUGCGACCUCAUGUGCUGCGGGCGCGGCUACAACACGCACCAGUACUCGCGCGUCUGGCAGUGCAACUGCAAGUUCCUGUGGUGCUGCUAUGUCAAGUGCAACACAUGCAGCGAGAGGACAGAGGUGUACACGUGCAAAUGAACACCUGCGUGCACUGGCGGGGUCGCUCCUCACUCGCGUGCAUUACUGACAUGUUUCUGCUGCGUCGCGGGGAAACGGGAGAAGAGGAAUCGCUUGCACGUGAUCACUCUGCGUCUGAUCCCGGGGUGAUGCACCUCGAUUCUGAAACGAGCCAGAAACUGGUUACCCUGGGAAUCAGAAGACGGGCGCUGCUGUUUACGUGAUUUGCUGAGGAUGAGUCGACACAGCAAUGUCGCCUUGCCAGCCUGAUGGAUCGACAGCACGACCAUCAGUCCUGCUGCGAGACUGUGGGCUCACACGCAUCCUGGAGGUCUCGCACUCUGGGCUGCACUGCUUCAGACGAGCCUUUGGGCUUCCAGCGUUCAAACUGGACUGUCCUCUGUGUCUGAUCCUUCAGCUGCGGAGCCCCUAUUUUUUCCACCAAUUACUAAUUUCCAGCGCAUAUACACAUGGGACAUGUGGGGAGAAGCUGUAUAUUUCCUCAGCAUGAACUAAACAAAGCACGUAAUUGUGAUAUUUAACUUUUUAUUUAGAUGCAAAAAAAAAACCUAAUAUUAAUUUAUUUAAGGAAACUACUGAUUUUAUUUUCGUUCCUUUCGAUACGGGACUUUUCUAAACUGAAUAGAUCUAGGGAGCUUUUUCUCUCAAGUGUUUGCUGAUGGAAACUGAACAAAGACAGCAUCAACAAACGAAAGACAGCAUCGCAAUUUUACAAACGAGCAAGACACUGGAUUAUGUACAUAAAAAAACACCUUUAUUACUACUGUAAUAUAAUGUGGUGGCAAAUAGUAUUGUUACAGGUCUAACUGGUAAUGCUUAGAUUUUUCUAGAAACAUUCUUCCCCUCUGUAUGCUGCUAGUUGUCUGGAAAAUCGAAUUGGCUGUGAUUUAUAAAGAGAAAAAUAGACUUUGUUACUUGGCAACAGUAACUCAAUGCUAAUUAUUUUUUAAAGACACCAGAAGCAAAGCUGAUCAUUCAGACUAAUUUCCCUUUCCUGGGAAUCCUUAGUUCAGAGAGUAUAUUUUGUAAGAGAUUAUUUUUAUAUGAAUAUUUUAUUUAUAUAAUUUCAUCUUGUAUAAUUCAGUAUCACCCCGAUCCCUUCCUUAAAACUAUUGCUGUGUGGAGUUUCAAAGAGCAUUUCACAAGCACAGCCUUACAUUUACACAUGAACUGGUUUUGUCAUGUGCUGUGAAGCAUUCGUUGGACCUGCUGAGACUGUAAGUGUGUACAACUUUGCUUGUUUACCUUGAAACAGAAUAUCACACAAUAAAUGAACAGGGUAUGUGGUAAUGAUUGGCGUGAUAUCAACACUAUCUUCAAAAAAGUCCAAAACAAGCAAAUAGACAUUUUAAAUUUCAGUAUUAGCUUUCAUCACUGUCUAGAGAACAGUAAAAACUCGCUAACUGAAUAUUUGGGGAUAACACUGUAUGACCAAAGAGAAAUAAAUAUAGAACAUUUUUGAGUGAAAGAAAUUCAGAUGCAGACAUUUUUUAUGUUCACCUAAUUUAUACUCAUAGAAUUUGAUUACAAAUAUAAUUUGCCACACCCAUUCCACAUCACAUUUCAAAUGUUUCAAACAGUGUUAAUAAAAGUCAGCUCGACAGUAUCAAAUUUCUCUUAUCCUCAAUCAUAAUGUAAUUAGCAAAGUACCACAAGAAGUGGCAAUGAAUGUUUUUUAAUUUGUUACCUGAAAUCGUUGGGUGGCUUGCUUACAGCUUGAACAAACUUCUUUAACACUGUGGAGAAAGGUUAACAUUUUAAUUAAUUGACAUUAACAUUGUUAAUGUGCUUGGUCAAUAAAAAGUGAGAAAAACGC
This is a messenger RNA of Paramormyrops kingsleyae, 4233 nucleotides long. It is a transcript of the gene wnt7aa, whose product is annotated as wingless-type MMTV integration site family, member 7Aa. The record is from RefSeq and is a predicted model, not a curated record. Gene Ontology annotation, cellular component: extracellular region. Gene Ontology annotation, biological process: positive regulation of JNK cascade; cell fate commitment; multicellular organism development. Gene Ontology annotation, molecular function: frizzled binding; cytokine activity. NCBI's taxonomy places the organism in Eukaryota, Metazoa, Chordata, Actinopteri, Osteoglossiformes, Mormyridae.